AUGCCUAAGAAGUACAGCAAGCUGGCCAUACUUGAGGCCUUGGAAACUGCCAAGCAGUCACCACCAAAAACUUCACCAACAACACCAACCAUUGAAGCAACAGCAUCAACAGCACCGACCAUUGAAGCAACACCAUCAACAGCACCGACCAUCGAAGCAACACCAUCAACAGCACCGACCAUCGAAGCAACACCAUCAACACCACUGACCAUCGAAGCAACACCAUCAACACCACUGCCAACAGCACCGACCAUCGAAGCAACACCAUCAACACCACUGUCAACAGCACCGACCAUCGAAGCAACACCAUCAACAGCACCAGCCAUCGAAGCAACACCGACCAUUGAAGCAACAACAAAAAACCCAAGCACAGUAUCAACAACAAAAACAACAUCGUCAACAACAAGUACAACCGCAGCAUCAUCCCUGGUGAAUUCACAGCAGAAGAGUUGUUCAGAGAAAGGAAUAUCUUCAGAAAAAGAAACGGGAAGUGACAUCCAAACGAUUUCAAUAGGAGUUCUUAUCACGACGAACAUCAUUGUCCCCAUAGCUGUUUAUCUGUACAUGCGUUACCAGAUUCAACAGAUUCGAAACUUGAGGGAAGAAGAAGGAAUGACAGAGAUACAGCAAAACCCAUUUCCCACAGAUGUUGAAGAGGGUUCCAAUUUAUUAAUGACACCGAGAGUUCCAUCAUCAUAAAUUCACCUGAAAACACCAUAAUUUAAAGCCCUUGCCCAAAUAGAACACACCAUUAGAAGUUCUGAGCUGCUGAGAAUCUGGAUAAAUCUGGAUACGAGGAUCUGCCUUACAGAGCUUCGUAACAGUCCAGGUGAAGUAAAGGUGGUCUGUGAAGGCCUCUGCGCCCAAAGGUGGAUAAGCUUCCAAUGUGAAGAAGAGUGAGACCAAACAAGCCGCAGCAUGCCUGUUCAUGUAACUGCUCUGCAGUCGCACAUCAAGAUGGUUUUCUGUCCGCCUCAUGCAAAAGUUUUACUGCUGUGCUGGUUAUAAGUGACCAAGGUCUUGCCAGAAGAAGUGCGCUGCAGAAAGUCCAUUUAACACGAGCAAUAACGAGUUGGUUUUGGUCAUAUUUAGAAUAAUUUUAAACACAAAGACACACAUUAUGCAUGUAGUCAGUGAACAUAUAUAUAUGUGUGUGUGUGUUAAGUGUUCAACUGUGCAAAAAAAAAAAAAAAAAGUUACGUUUUUAUGGCUAAUGGACUAAUUGCCUAUGUUCAUGUGUGCAUAUUUGGGAAAAGGUUUGGUGGCUUUUUUUUUUUCCUUGUAUGUAUUAAGUAUGUGAUAAAGCUUCAGCUGAAAAGCUAAAGGUGC
This is a messenger RNA of Oreochromis aureus, 1329 nucleotides long. Its product is annotated as integumentary mucin C.1-like. Lineage: Eukaryota; Metazoa; Chordata; Actinopteri; Cichliformes; Cichlidae. The transcript has 8 exons. Bases 1 to 699 code for a protein of 232 amino acids. The record is from RefSeq and is a predicted model, not a curated record.